Molecule: messenger RNA, 984 nt
Organism: Eupeodes corollae
Lineage: Eukaryota; Metazoa; Arthropoda; Insecta; Diptera; Syrphidae
Exons: 3
Coding region: 1-984 (327 amino acids)
Biological process (GO): DNA integration
Molecular function (GO): nucleic acid binding
Source: RefSeq, a predicted model, not a curated record
AUGUUUGUCAUGUGCAGAAGGCAAGCAUCAUCGGACAAGUUUUCCAUCAGAAGGGUCAAGGUCAUCAAAAGUAAUACAGAUAAUCCAUUCAGACAUGAUUUCACUCGGAAGGUAUUUGUUUACUUUAUGAAGACGAAAGAUGCUGUGUUGAACUGUUUUCGUGAAUUCAAAGCCGAAGUCGAAAACCAACAAGAAUCCAGAAUUAAAAUUUUACGAAUAGACAAUGGUACAGAAUUCAUAAACAAAGCUAUGCAACUAGAGUUGAAGAAGUCUGGUAUUGUUCAUCAAACAACCGUUCCCUUACCUCCGGAACAGAACGGUUUGGCAGAAAGAAUGAACAGAACUCUUAUAGAGAAGGCUCGAGCUAUGUUCCUACAAAAGAAAGAUGUUUUCAUCAGCCGUGAUGUUGUAUUUCACGAGGAUAACUUUCACUACAAAAUUCAAAAUGAAAACACCAAUGAAGUUCCAAAGUAUACAGCUGUAGUGGGGGUACAUCCAAUAGAGAAACAAGAAAAUCUUGUCAUAGAAAACGACUACGAGUCAUGUUCAUCAAAUCCAGAAUUUGAAGAGGGGGAUAACGAAGAAGAUCCAUCAGUGGCAACGUCGUCAUCAGAAACUCACGAUCCUGUUUCAACGUUGAGCGUGCAAUUUGAUGUUGGUAGUCAGCAGAUAGAUGAAGAUAAUCCAGACCUACCAGAAGCUGGAGAAUCUGCUCUCUCACUCCGAAGCGAAAGAAUUUUAAAAUUACCAAGAGUAGUUUACAAUGCUGAGACUGUUAACAUCUUGGAAGAACUCGAAGACAUGGAAGAUAUGUUAUCCAGAGAUGACAAAGAAAAAUGGAAAGAAGCGAUGCAGAGUGAGAUGAAAUCAUUUGAAGAAAAUGAUACCUGGAAAUGUGUCGACAAGCCUGCUGGAGCCAACAUUAUCAAGACGAAAUGGGUAUUCAAGAAGAAGCUAGAUGAGAUGGAUAAUGUACGAUACUAG